CUUUCUUUCCCAUCUUUAUAUUUUUCUCCUAUUUCUUUUAUCUCCCUUCUUUUUCUUUUUCAAUCUUUUAUAUCACAUUACUGUUACUCUAUUCUUUCAUUUACUUAUUUUUUUUUUGUAAAAAUACGCGUUGUAUAUACCUCCUUUUUAGUCUAUUGAUACUACCAUCACAAUGGAGAUUUUUGGCAUGACCAAAAAUAAGUCAAAACAACGGUCUAGACUAACUCCAGAUACUACUGUUCCUUUUUCAACAAAUACAGACAAUAUACUUCCACCUGCGCGAACUUGGUCAUCACAUACUUCUGAACACUCUUAUACAACUUCUGCUCCUUCUUAUACAUUGGAUGAUUAUUAUGGUGGAGGUGAUCUCUCUCCAACAAGCCCUCAAUCUCCUGUUAUAAUAGAUCCUUCUCCAAAUGCAUAUAAUGGUUUAACUGAAAAAGAAGUAGAAGCUCUUUUUGAAAAAAUGCUUACUCGCCGUGGUAUUCAUGAUGGAAAUGCUCGCUCUGUUAUGCUAUCAUUUCCUACUGAAAAGAAAUGGUUAAUGGUAUCUCAAGAUAAACAAGCAGAAACAACCUUACCCGCUCCUAUGGCAACGACUUCUUCCUCUAGUAAAAAAAAUCAUCAUCAUCACGAAUAUAAGGAACCCGACAAAAGUACACCUGAAUUCUACAUCAAACAAUUUUUGGAACCUGAUAUGUCUGGUGUUACCCCUAGAUUGGUUGCUCAUCUAGCCGUUAGUCUCCGUACAAUGCCAUUAAGUUGGGUACGUCAGUUUAUUGAAUCUCGGGGUUUACAAGUGAUUACAAAUGUCAUUGGCAUGUUGAACAAACGGGAACAAAAGACCGAAGCUGAUUUACAAAUGGAAGCAGAAAUUCUCAAAUGUUUCAAGUCAUUAAUUAAUAAUAGGUGGGGUGCCCGUGAAGUGAUUGCCAAUCCUCAAUGUAUCUAUCAUAUCGUACUUUCAUUGGUAUCACCUCCUGUAACAACAAGAAAACUGGUUUGUGAAGUACUUGCUUUUGUUUGCCAUGUGGAUUUACCAAAAGGUCAAGAAAUUGUGUUACAGGGAAUGGAAAAAUUAAAGGAAUAUCGACAUGAAUAUGGACGAUUUGAUGCUUGGCUCAAGAUAUUGGAAGCUACUUUGGAUGGUCGUGGUCGUAUGGGUAGUCUAGUUGGCGCUAGUGAAGAUAUCAAACGACUUGGUGGUGCUCCUGAUAAUCAAUUGAGUGAUUAUGCCCUUUCAAAUAUGAUGCUUGUCAAUUCGAUUAUUACUGUCAUUGAAGAUUCUGAAAUUAGAGUCCAUCUCCGUAAUCAACUGAAUGCUUGUGGUCUUCAACGUAUCAUGGAUAAGAUGAUGGAAUAUAACAAUGAACACCUACGACGACAUAUUACCAUCUAUAAACAAAUGGGCAACAAUGAUUAUGAAGAUAUGCUUGAAACUUAUAAUGACAAAAUUCUCAGCAAUAUGGAUGAUCCUCGUGAUGUUUUUGAAUCUAUUUUACAUCGGGUGGAAGGUACAAGAGGAUACGAUUUUUUACUCAGUGCUCUACAACAUUUAUUACUCAUUCAAGAUCAAGGCCCUGUUCAAGUACGAUACUAUCAAUUACUCGAUAAUCUGGUAACUCAGAUAGUACUGGAUAGAAAAGGACUCUCAUCUGAUGAUUUUUCUGGUGGCGUUGGUUGGUCUGUAGCAUCUCUCGUGGAAAAAUUUGCAGAACAAGAUCAGUUACAAACGGCAAUCAAUGAAGCAAGAGAAUCGAAGAAAAUGUAUGAAAAGGCUAUCAAGGAAAAGCAAGAAUUGGAGAUGGAAAUCGGUUUACAAGGAGAUGGAUUGGUUGGACAACUUAAAGACAAAACAAAUUCAUUGGAAGAUUUGCUACGAAUGUCUCGACAUACAAUCACAACGCUACAACGAAAGCUGAAAGAUGUACAACAGGAAUAUCAAAUGAAUAUCGCAGCAAUGGAUAAGCAAUUGAAGGAAAUGCAUCAACUGGCUGUGGAAACGAAUGCUGAUAUCAAGGCACAAUAUGGUGGUGAUCAAGCAGGCCAACCUACUCAUUUUGUUGUUGGAAGAAAUGAUGUUUCGCGUGCUUAUGAUAGAUUACGAGCUCAAGCGAUCUUGGAAGGAAAACCUGGGGAAGAAUCUGAAGAAAUACCCAAGGCUGAAGGUCUUUCUGAUACUUUCAAAUCAACGCUGACGCAACAACUAGGAUCAUCUAAUGUACCGAAUGGUUUUGUUAUUCCUGGAACUUUGCCUUUGAUUGGAUCAACAAGACGUGGCAUGCAGCAAUCUUUACGUAAUGAGGAAACGCCUGAAUAUGAAAGCGGCAAUAAGGAACAGCAACAACGACAACAACAACAACAACAACAAC
This is a messenger RNA of Halteromyces radiatus, 2372 nucleotides long. RefSeq names its product armadillo-type protein. NCBI's taxonomy places the organism in Eukaryota, Fungi, Mucoromycota, Mucoromycetes, Mucorales, Cunninghamellaceae. Gene Ontology annotation, biological process: barbed-end actin filament capping; actin filament bundle assembly; mitotic actomyosin contractile ring assembly. The record is from RefSeq and is a predicted model, not a curated record. Gene Ontology annotation, cellular component: cell division site; mating projection tip. The transcript has 10 exons. Gene Ontology annotation, molecular function: actin binding; small GTPase binding. The annotation marks the transcript as partial.